GUUCUGUGUCUGACAGAAGAAGAUGAGGCUGAUCCUGAUACUCACUGCUUUGCAGUUUAAAGCCUCCAGGUCGCAGAUCAGUGGUUAUGGAAGUAAAACAGCUGUCUAUGGCGGAGAUGCACACUACUCUUGCUCAGUAGCAAACCCCACAGGUGUGAUCCAGGUCACAUGGCAGAGGAUUUUCAAGGAAGAGGUUGUUGAGAAUUUGGCAACCUACAGCCAGCGGUUCGGCCAGCACGUAAAUGACCCUCACAAAGAGAAGGUGACCUUCACAGAGGCGUCUCUCGGCUCCACGUCCAUCGCUCUGAGGAACGUGACAUGGGGGGACGAGAGCUGUUACGUCUGUUCUUUCAACGUGUUCCCUGAAGGGUCCAAACGAAAGCAGACUUGCCUCACGGUGCAAGGGAUUUCCGAAGUCAAAACAGAAGUUGAACGGGAGGACGAGAAGGUUGUGUUCAGGUGCUCUGCGACAGGUAAACCCGCUCCAACCAUUGGCUGGGCCUUCUCACCGGGCGCCACGCCCUCAGACCCACCGCAGAGUUUGAUAGUAACGAACAGUGACCACACGUUCACCAGCAGUGGCAACGUCACUCUGCACGCGCCUGCAGGGUGGGCGGGGCACGCAGACUGUCUGCUGAACGGCGGAGAGGCGGGACCACGGCGGGAGAGGAUCCACUUUUCUCUACCUGAUGGGAAGGAGGAAGAGGAGGGGAAAGGCCUGUCUUCAGCAAGGAUCGCACUUGUCAUCGUCGCCGUGUUGCUCAUCUCAUCGAUCAUCGUUGCUGCUAUGACACGACACAGGUUAAAGGGUAUCAGACGAAAUGAACAUGUUUGACGAGCCUUUCACGCUGCCGACUGUGGACAUUCAAGCAUUAUAAAAAUCUGCAUUUUAUUACAUCUAAACUUUAGAGGUGAACAGUGAGUUAAGUUUAAAGCUCCGCAGGUUUUUUUCAAAUCCAUCUCUUCUUUUAAAUUUCAAUACUAAGCACUUGAACAUUGUAUGGAGCAACCAAAGAGAGAAUACACAGAUGUGAUUUACAUAACUCCCUAAUAUGCAGUUAACUCUGCUCUUAUUCACAGUCACAUUGAGGUGAAAACAAGAAAAUGUGCCGCGUAGCAACAGCGCCAUCUAGUGUACUUAGUGGGGGAGAAGACGAAGCCCAAAUUCACAGCAAAUUUAAACAGUUUAUCUUUUUAAAGUUGACACGUGAUUGUGCGAUUGCAAGAUUGGCACUUAUGAAUAGUUAUAUAUAUAUAUAUAUAUAUAUAUAUAUAACUAUUCUAUAUAUAUCUAUAUACUGUUAGAUUAUUUAUAAUAUAGUAAACAAUAGACAUAAUAUAUCAAGAAUUGUGUUGCACUUUAACGUUUGUUUGUACAAAUUGUAUUUAACUUGUUUUAAAAGAGCUUAUAUUGUACUCUAUGUUUUCUUUAUUUAUUCUGUGCCACAUUACAUAUGAACAUUUAUUUUAGUUUGGUUAAUAAAGCAAUUUUUUUAUUUUUGUCAGUGUCCCCAACAUGUUGUCUGUGGCCCUGGAUUAUAUCUAUAAGAAAGGCCCCUCACUUUAUGUAAAUAACCAGCGGAACAACAGCGUCAGACCAAAUUCAUCGUCAUUCAUUUGUAUGACAGUGGGGGGUUGUUUCUAAAUUAUCUGUAAAUAUACAUCAUGGGACACAGAACCAACGCACCCUGACAUAAUAAAUGUAUAUGUGUGGUGUUUAGCAUCCAAUUAAUAAAAUAAAUCCUCUUAA
This is a messenger RNA of Pseudoliparis swirei, 1750 nucleotides long. RefSeq names its product OX-2 membrane glycoprotein-like. The transcript has 6 exons. The record is from RefSeq and is a predicted model, not a curated record. The coding region runs from base 23 to 835 and encodes 270 amino acids. Lineage: Eukaryota; Metazoa; Chordata; Actinopteri; Perciformes; Liparidae. Gene Ontology annotation, molecular function: cell-cell adhesion mediator activity.